CAUUUCUCAUGUAAUUGCUUUUGAUUAUGAAAUCUAAGUUUCUCUUUUCCCUCAAUUUUUUUUUUAUCAUGUCGAUAAACGGGUACCCCAAAUUCUUCAUUAACGACAACAUAUGAUAACCCAAUCUCCCAUUGAGUAAAUCUUGAAACCCCACUUAACCGGGGUUUUGAAGUCGUACAAGCACAUCGGCAGAAAUUCCGCUACAGAUUUCCAAAAUUAAAUAAUAAUUCCAGUUCUUGCUCCCUUUGAUCAAAUGCCUUCCAAUUCACUGUCACUCUACUGGAUUACUGGAAGAAGAUUAUCAAUUUGGGAGUUUAUUUCUGUAAUUGAUUCUUGCAGAGAAGCUGCUGAUUCUUGUUCAUCAAGUACUUGUUCUUUCCAUUUCUGAUGUGGAAGUAGAAUCUAUCAGUGUAGUGUAUCAGUGUAAGCGAUGGGUUGUGUUUAUGGUAAAUGUUGUAAGCGACAUCAUGGUAAGGCGAAGGAAAAUGGUGUUGUAUAUGGUAAAUCAGGUGUCCAAGGAAUACCUGUAUUUUCUGAGAGAUCAUUGGAAAGUAUCCCUGUACCUUCACACAACUACAGUUUGGAGUACUCUGUUCUUACGCAACGAGGGUAUUAUCCCGACUCACCUGACAAAGAAAAUCAAGAUAGUCAUUGCAUUAGGACACAUUUGUGUGGUAAUUCAAAUAUUCAUUUCUAUGGAGUGUUUGAUGGACAUGGGCAAUUUGGUGCUCAGUGCUCUAUUUUUGUGAAGGAUAAGUUGGUAGAGAUCCUGUCCAGUGAUUCCACACUGUUACAAGAUCCUGUAAAAGCUUAUAAUGAUGCUUUUCUUAGAACGAAUGAGGAAUUGCACAAAAGUGAUAUAGAUGAUGCAAUGAGUGGUACGACAGCAAUUACUGCUCUUGUUAUUGGGAAUAAACUAUAUGUUGCAAAUGUGGGCGACUCUAGGGCUGUGAUUGCUCUUAAGAAGGGAAAUCAGAUCGUUGCACAGGAUCUAUCUCGUGAUCAGACUCCAUUUAGGCAAGAUGAAUAUGAGAGGGUGAAAACUUGUGGUGCUAGAGUUUUAAGUGUGGAUCAAGUGGAGGGUUUGAAGGAUCCAAAUGUACAGACAUGGGGUGAUGAGGAGACUGAAGGCGGUGAUCCUCCAAGAUUGUGGGUUCAAAAUGGAAUGUAUCCUGGCACAGCAUUCACACGGAGUGUUGGAGAUAGCACAGCCGAAAAUAUAGGUGUUAUAGCUGCUCCUGAGGUAUCAGUGGUUCAACUUACACCAGAUCAUUUGUUCUUCGUUGUUGCAAGUGAUGGCGUCUUUGAGUUCCUACCAAGCCAGGCGGUUGUUGAUAUGGUUUCAAGUAACGAAGACCCUCGAGAUGCAUGUUCUGCAAUAGUAGGAGAGUCAUACAAACUAUGGUUGAUGCAUGAAAAUCGUACUGAUGAUAUUACGGUCAUCAUUGUGCACAUCAAAGGUCUUUCCAGUUCAAAUAUAGGAACCACCGGUGAAGUGAGCAAGGGAGAUACAAAACCAGCUGCAGUGAGGUUGAAAAGUGCUGCUUCAGACGUAUCUGUUACUACUAAAUCGGACGUAUACCAGCCAGAAGGAAGUAGUUUAUCAGAUCAGCAUCCUUUUCGACCUGUUGAUCAAAGUGCUGUUGUUCCUCCAUUGAAUUCUCAGCCAGCAUAACGAUUAAGCUGCUUGGUUUAGAUUGGUUUCAAGAAGCGCUGCAUUUUUUUUGUUGAUCUCCUCAUGAAGUGGUAAAUGGAACUGAUUGUUAAAAACAAGCUACAGACAUGAAAAUGCGGGAUCUUCUGUCCGAAAAAGUUCCUUGGGAUAAUAAUAAUUUGUCUGGCCAGCUAAUGUUUGCUUGCGGGUUAUUUGGGAGCAAAGUUACCAUUUCUUUGAUGAAGUGGGUUUGUGGGCGGUAUUUUGCCUUCAUCUGAUUCUCUAUACCACCGGCAACAUACCUACAUAUGCUUCUUAGUUUCAUGUCUCGAGCAAGUUAAAGAUUUGGCACUUGAGCAUAGUGAAUCAUGUGAGAGAAAAUCAUGUUUGACAACCAUGGUUUAAGUAUGAAAUUAUGUACUAGUAUUAGAAUUGGUGGAUUGUCGAUAAUUGAAGUCCACAAAUUCAUGGUUAUGAUUACUAAUUUUCACUGUAAAUUUCCCUGUACAACUCUGGAUCUGAACAUUUUGCUGGUAUAUCCUUUUAUGCUAAGACAUGUUAAGGAAUCCUUAAUGUAAUACGGAGUAUCAUUGUCAUUUUAGUUUGUA
This is a messenger RNA of Spinacia oleracea (spinach), 2262 nucleotides long. RefSeq names its product probable protein phosphatase 2C 35. Gene Ontology annotation, biological process: protein dephosphorylation. The transcript has 7 exons. NCBI's taxonomy places the organism in Eukaryota, Viridiplantae, Streptophyta, Magnoliopsida, Caryophyllales, Amaranthaceae. Gene Ontology annotation, molecular function: protein serine/threonine phosphatase activity; cation binding. The record is from RefSeq and is a predicted model, not a curated record. Bases 431 to 1675 code for a protein of 414 amino acids.